GACCAUCGGUGCAAACCCAGGCCACUCCCAGAUCGGAGACACCGUGAAAAAUGAAAAUCCCCCGAGGCUGGAAGAUCCUGCUCCACCAAUCUUGGUCCUUUUUUCAAUUGAAUGUGGACGGUUACUGUUGCAUUUCUCUUCUUAGCCGUCUAUUUGCAGGUUACACGGUGGGUCCAAACGUUCCAACGCUCCCGAUCACCGAACCGUGGCCCCACCUUUCGGCGAACCGAAAAGCUGAGUAUCGUAUGAGAUGCUCGGGCGGAGCACAAAAAAUUCCCCAUUCCUCUCUACGCUGCAGAGACAAUCACUCCCUCCGGUCGUGAAAGCUCUGAUUUCUCUGCAAAUCGCGAAAAGAGAAAAUCAGAAAUGCAGGAUGCCGCCGAGAUUCGGAAUCUUCCGAUCGACAUAGCUUUUUCUCGUCUUGGAGAAUGGCUGGUGGACAGGAAGAAGAUACCGUCAGAUUGGCGGAAGCGCAUGAGCUCGAUCAAGAGUCGGAUUUCGUCGGCUUUCUCGUCGCUGCCAAAAGAUCUCGACCCUUUCUUCCAGACCCUAGAUUCCGAUGCAAUUGGAUACCUGGAAGCAAAGCAAAUAUAUGACAUUCUUCUUAAAUUGACUCCAGAAAGUCGGAAUAUUUUUGGCCGACUGUCUGGCUCUGCUGGCGAAUGGGAGUCCAUUGUCCGAGCUUUCGAGAAGGACUAUAUUUAUCUUGGUGAGGCUGCGCAGAUAAUGGUUCAAAACGUUAACUAUGAAAUUCCCUAUCAGAAAAAGCAGGUACAAAAGAUUCAGCAACAACUAGCAGAACUGGAUCGUAAAGAGGCUGAUAUUAAAAGAAAUGCAGCUUUAUCGGCAGCCAAAUAUGUGGAAGCUUGUCAAGAGCUCGGAUUACAGGGGAAAAAUGUGAAGCUGGAACUUCUAGAGAUUGCAAAAUCUCUUCCCACAACAUUCAGCAGGAUUUUGGAAGUCUUAAAUGGCGAAUCUGUAUCAAGGGGGAUUGAAUAUUAUUCAAACUUUGUUAGAGAUGCUCACACAGAGAAAGAGAAAACUUUGGGCAUUGUGCUACCAAAUCUGAGGGACCUCCAUGAAAAACCCCCUUCUCUGAAUGUUUCUGUGGGUCCUGAGGUCAUCGAUUCUCUAAAGGAUUCAUCAAAGUCAAAAGUGAAUCAGUUAGCUGAUGUUCAUGUGGCAACAGUUAAUAUUGAUUGGGAUAUUUCAGUGGAUAAUGCGGAGAUUGAUUGGGGAAUUGGAACCAUUGAACAGACAGAUGAAAUGGGCAAUGAGUUUGGUACUUAUGAAAUAGUCAAUCCAAAUGAAGACUUGCAGGCUUCUCUAACAGACAACGGUGGGGCGUCUGAUGAGGCUUCGCUAAAGAAAGUGGAAGAUGGCCCUCAUGUGGAGAGUUCUAAGUCAGACGUAUGCUGGGAUAUCAGCAUUGAAAAUCCUCAAGUCGAAGUGCUUGACGAUGCUGUUCUGCCGGACCAAGAACUGGAACCUCAGCUAUGUAUUCCAGACGCAUCAGUGCAAACCCAGGACAUUGAGGAAGAAAGAAGCCAGCUUUUGGAGACCGAGUAUAGGAAUAAGAUUCUUGAUGACUUGUUUGAGCUCAAGUCGUUUCUGAAUCAACGUAUAGUAGAGAUGAGUAGUGAAGAGACUUCCUCUUUGCAACAUCAAGUUCAGGCGGUUGCGCCAUUUGUGCUACAGCAAUAUGCUUCUGAUGCAAUUCAGACAAUGCUAUCAGACGUAUCUUUGGCCAUUUCUUUGCUCACAAACAGGAAGACGCGCGACUUGAUCUUGACUCUCAACUCCAGAAGAUUUUUAGAAAGAUUAGUCUCCACAUUGGAGGAAAAGAAGCAUCAUGAAGUGAAAUUGAAAGAGAGCUUGAAGGAUUUGUCAGCCAAACGAAUGGAGCUGCAUAAUGCGCUAUCCUCAUCCUGGCCAAAGCAGGAGGCAGCCCUGGCAAAAACAAGGGAGUUGAAGACGCUGUGUGAAAGUACAAUAUCAUCUAUGUUUGACGGGCGGCCCGUGAAUAUAAUCGGUGAGAUUAACACCUUGCUAAGUAGUAGCAUUAGUGCAUAACGUUAGACAUUUAUCAGAGUGAGUUAUCAUGACUUUAUAACAGUCUUGCUUUUUCCAAAUAAAGAUACACCGGAAAAUAGAUUUAACAGGCACUUGGGAUUUGUAUACGUGCAAAAUACUAAGGCCAUUCAAAUUGCAGGACCCACUGUUGAUAGUCUGUUAUCCCAAUCAGAUUUAUCAGCUGAUCUAAUUAACCAACAUGCAUUUGUUCAA
Molecule: messenger RNA, 2286 nt
Organism: Magnolia sinica
Lineage: Eukaryota; Viridiplantae; Streptophyta; Magnoliopsida; Magnoliales; Magnoliaceae
Product: CDK5RAP3-like protein
Exons: 10
Coding region: 367-2073 (568 amino acids)
Biological process (GO): regulation of mitotic cell cycle; regulation of cyclin-dependent protein serine/threonine kinase activity
Cellular component (GO): endomembrane system
Source: RefSeq, a predicted model, not a curated record